AUGGGUAAACGCUCGGCUUUUGAUGAUUCAAACGAGGAGGAACAAUAUCCCGAGGAGAGGCCACAAGGAACUCCCCAGCCGGAAAUGGGACAAGCACCCCCCAGUCAGAUGAUGAGGGCGCGUGCCGAAAGUUCAAGGAAGAGGAACCCCUCGGGCCAAACCUCAGGCUGUGCAGGCAGUGCAUUCAUUCGUGACCGUGUGCGCGGACUUGGAGGGCCAGCUGGCUUCGGCCAGGAGGAAGGCCACAAGCGAGGCCAACAGGGCCAGAGAGGCGGAGACGCGGCUCCAGGCCUUGGAAGAGGAGAGAGGGCGCCUAGAAGAGGAGGUCACAGGAUGAAGGGGCAGCUCAAGGGCAUGGAGCUGACCCACAGUCUUCAAAUGGAGAGUCUGCUGGCUACAAGCGUCCCUAAAUCUUGCCUGGAUGCAUACAUCCUUGCGGGAGUUCAGAGGUACCUGGGGUCGUCCGAGUUCGCCCUCGGAAUAAACGACGUCAUGGACCCUGCUAUGGAAAGGGGGGCGAGGAAGGUCGUAAUGGAGAUCGAGGCGGCCCGAAGGAAGAACGAGGACAUCCAACCCAUCCUCAACAAAUAUGCCGAUAGAGAGAUGAAGGGGAAGACGUCUGCGGUACGGCUGCAGUGCAAGGCCCGGAAGCACUUUCAGGAUAUAGACUUCGCUCAUCUCCCCAUUAUGCAGCAGAUCGUCGGGACUUUCCCCUCCGUCUCGAAGCCCGAAGACAUUUUGAACAUCCCGGGUAGCCCCUCGUUCGUCUUCCAGAUGCCGAGGGGGACGCAGACGCCUCCGAGCACGCCGCCGGGGCCCGAUGAGGAGCCGAAGAUAAUCGCAUCUGCACCUCCACCCAAGGGCACAACUCCGAAAGCCGAGGAGGAGGGGGAACCUCGACCGACUCCAACACCAACAGCGGAGACAAGGUGA
This is a messenger RNA of Oldenlandia corymbosa var. corymbosa, 933 nucleotides long. The record is from the annotation of a GenBank genome assembly. NCBI's taxonomy places the organism in Eukaryota, Viridiplantae, Streptophyta, Magnoliopsida, Gentianales, Rubiaceae.